Papaver somniferum (opium poppy) is the source of this 861-nucleotide messenger RNA. RefSeq lists its product as uncharacterized. Gene Ontology annotation, molecular function: zinc ion binding. NCBI's taxonomy places the organism in Eukaryota, Viridiplantae, Streptophyta, Magnoliopsida, Ranunculales, Papaveraceae. The coding region runs from base 1 to 861 and encodes 286 amino acids. The record is from RefSeq and is a predicted model, not a curated record. The transcript has 4 exons.
AUGAUCUUUGUGGAUGCAACUUUCUUAACCGGCAAGUUCAAGGGAUGCCUUAUGUCAGCUACCGGGAAAAAUGCUAAUCAAGAUGCACUCAGGAAUUUUUCCUUUGGCUAUGGAAUUGUUUUCGGGAAAAAUGUUGAUAAUUGGCGUUGGUUCUUGAACAAGUUAAAGGAUAUAUUGAGGACUUCUCUCCCGUUAACCUUCAUCUCGGAUCACCAUGAUGGCCUUGUUUAUGCCAUUAAAGGAUUUCGUGACGGUAUGGCUAAGUUGAAGGAGAUGGGUUGCGAUGGUCUUCAUGAAUUCUUGAGUGAUCUUCCUGUAGAAUGCUGGUCAACAACACAUUGUAAAGGAUGUAGAUUUGGAGAUAUGUGUUCAAAUAUUGCUGAAUCGUUCAACAAUUGGGUCACUUAUGCGAAGAUUUUUCCUGUUGCUGCUUUAGUGAAUGAGAUUUGUAUCAAGAUCAUGGAUCAGAUGAAUAAGAGACGACUGAAAGGUGCGUCAUAUUCACGGUUUGUCUGUCGGAGGAUUGAAAAAAGAAUUAAAAAGUCUAUUCAUGAUGGUGGUAGUUUGAGAAUUACCAAGUGUGGCGACCUUAUUUUUGAAGUACAAGGUGAUCAUUCAUUUGUCGUUGAUCUGAAUAAGUGGUAUUGCAGCUGUUACAAGUGGUUUACCUAUCAGUUCCCUUGUGAUCAUGCCAUUCAGUGUAUGGUUUCAUCCAAACUCUCCGUCUAUGAGUUUCUGAAUCCGUUUUUCAGCAUUAGUUUCUUCCGGGCUUCGUAUUCGCAGUCUAUCAACCCCGUUCCUAUUAAUAAAGCCAAGAAGGGUUGCCGCGGGAGAGAUGUUGCUUCUACCUUAUGUGACUGA